CCGAGUUGGCAACACUGUCUGUGAUUUCUGCUUUGUUUGCACACAUUGAUUUAUAUUGUUCAAAAAAAGUAUUUAGAGCAAAUAUUUGAUUUAUUUAUAUUCAAGUUAAGGUACUUUACUAAACCUUCAUUAUGGAAAGUAUAAUUGAUGAUAGAGAGAACCUGAAUGAAUUCCUCGAAGAAGCAGAAUUACAACAGUAUUAUGAGCUUUUCAGGGAUAUAUUGAAAGUUACUAAAGUAUCACAGCUUAAAUUUGUUGUGAUUGAAGAUUUGGCUCAGAUCGGUCUCUCUAAACCAGAACAGAGGCGUUACAAAAAAAUAUAUGCGAAAUAUUUUCCAAAUCCAUAUAUAUCAAAAAUAAAAAAACUCUUAAGCUCAAACAAAAGAAAUGAUUUGAAUUCGCAUGCACACUGUUCUGUUCCAUUGGAAUAUCAACCAUUUUCAGAAAAUAAUGUUAAAGUUCCUACAAAACAUAUAAUAUCUAUUGAAGACAUAACUAUAAAUAAAGAAUUGGGCAUGGGUCAGUUUGGUGUAGUUCAACAAGGCAAUUGGUCUACGGGUAAUCAAAGACUGCAAGUAGCUAUCAAAUGCUUGGGUCAUGAACGCAUGACAUCGAAUUCUACAGAGUUCCUCAAAGAAGCUGCAGUUAUGCAUAGCAUAGAACAUCCAAAUAUAGUCAGGCUUUAUGGUGUAGUAUUACAUUUGGAUUCAUUAAUGCUGGUGACAGAGCUGGCCCCUCUCAGGUCGCUUUUAGAAUGUCUACGUGAAGUUACACUGCGGCCAAAUUUUCCUGUGCCAAAUUUAUGUGAAUUUGCUGAGCAAAUAUGUGAUGGCAUGACUUAUCUUGAAAACAAAAGACUGAUUCAUAGGGACUUAGCGGCAAGAAAUAUCUUAGUUUUUAGCAAAGAUAGAGUAAAAAUCUCAGACUUUGGUCUUUCACGAGCCUUAGGUGUCGGAAAAGACUAUUAUCAAACAAAUUACAACGUGAAUCUGAAAUUGCCAGUAGCAUGGUGUGCUCCAGAGUGCAUACUGUACCUUCGUUUUACUUCGGCAAGCGAUGUCUGGGCGUUUGGUGUGUGCCUCUGGGAGAUGUUUACAUAUGGCUUCCAGCCCUGGGCUGCUUUCUCUGGUCAACAAAUAUUGGAGGCAAUAGAUGCACCUAACUUCCAGAGACUCGAAAGGCCAGAAUGUUGUCCAGAAGCAUAUUAUACAACAAUGCUUGAAUGUUGGUCUCACAAUCCAAACGAUCGACCGAAAUUCAGAGAGCUCGGUUCCAAAUUGAGAGAAUUUCGGCCUGAACAGGUACAAUUCGUAGCUAACUACCAAAAACCGGAAGAUGGCAGACGAAGUAACUUCUUGGAAUAUAAAUCUGGAGACAUUAUCACAGUAUUAGGAAAAGAGGAAAUGACAAAGACAUCAAUGUGGUACGGAGUCUUGCCUGGUGGCGCAUGUGGCGUUUUCGAUCCGAGCCAAACCAAACCGUAUUCGAAACACGACAGGACCGGGCCAACAUUGUCACCGAGCCCCGUGCGCGGGUCCGCUCGCUCGCUUCGCUCAUCGCUGCUGCGUUCAGACGUCAAACGGCACACGUACACCGGCAAACGGACCAUACAGCGCAGCAUGAUAUCCAGCCCUCAGGGAGAUGUAAAACACACGGGACACGUCGGAUUAGACGGAGCAUACUUUGGAGAUAUAUCCUUCUUAGAUCCGGCCGGAUGUCCUCCCCGACAGAUCGUAGCGCCGUACAGGCCUUCCGAAGAUCUGGAACAAGUGCCACUGAUCAACCCGAACUCGCCGUCGCAUUUCACCGCGGCAACCUGCACGCCUCCUUACCCGAUGCUUUCGCCGCAGGAGGACAAACCUUUCUGCGAUGAAGUUGACCUACCUUGUCCCGAGACAAGAAUAAAAAGUUUAAAAAGGCCGAGUCAUAGAACAUCAGAACCUACGACGAGUAAAAGCAUUUUGAAUAAGGUUAAGUCAGCGACUUUAGGGCGUUCAAGUAAAAACGAAAAUGGCGCUUCUAAUACAGACGAAGUGCACGAGUAUCACGAGAUAUCUGACACAGAUACGGAAAGUAUUGCUACUGAAAACGCAAGACUUGAAAACCUGGCGCCGCCGGAGAGUCCAGGGAUAGCCAAAACCUACGGCGAUUUCAGUCAGAGUUUGCUAGAAGAAAUGGAGUCUUUAUUCCGAAGUAUGGAUGGAAGGAAGCGAGAUGAAGCUGGUGCAGUGAGUAAAAAUUAUGAUGUGGACACCUCUAGGUCACAUACACUAAGCAAAAGUGAGAGAAAGAAAUCUCUACAAACUAGCACUGGUACAAUGAAACCCAUGUCGGCGCACGAUGAGAAAACAUUAGAAAUUGCGUGCGCCAUGGCAAAUGAAUUGACUACAAGAUCAAUGGACUUGGAAAGUGAAAACAAAGGUCCCAAUUCGCCAAAUGAUCGCUCCAAAUUCCAUUUUAAGUUCCCGUCGAUCUCAUCCCACAACGCUCUGCCCUUAGAACCAGAGAAAGAGGUAGCAGGUAGAGAACGCCGUAACUUCAGCGAAGAAGCCCACCGGGUUCCAGAUAUUCAGGCUACAAUAACGGAGGAAUGCAAGCUCGCGUACUCUAGCCUCAUUGAGCAGCCGACCCCCACUUCCACCCUCAUCAUCACGCAGAUCCCUAAUGACGUCACGGGCAUACACAAACCGGGCACCAUACCGAAGCCGGCGCCUCGCGUCAACCCUGCCAAGCAGUUCCACUCUCUACAGAAGAUGUACUCGAGCAGGAAACCUACAAGUGAGGUAGAUGGAUUUCAAACGUUGCCAUACGAGCUCAAGAACGAACUUCCGUUGCCGCCUAGGGCCAGCAAGCCGAAACUGAUCGACAAACCGCGACACAUAAGGAAAUAUCCACUCAAGUUGCCGAACAACGUUCAACAGCAAGCGACCAGGCCGCCAAACCCCCAACCUAUCAUAUACCAGAACGCAGUCACGUGCCCCAAAGUUAAAGAGUCUCAAAAAGACACGAGAUUUGACGCUGACAAGAAUGGCGUAGACGUUUUCGACGGCGCCGGUCCUUCUAAAGUGGAUACUAACCCCUUCACAAAUCUGGCGGGAGGCGGUUCGGUGAAUCCGUUCAGUUGUUACUUGAAAGAUGACAAGCGUCCUGAAACAGCCGAUGAAAACCCAGAAACGGAAGAAGAAACAUUAGUGCGUGAUUGCACCGAUCACGUGUCUGUGGAGGAUUUGCUUGAGUUUGCAGACCAGAAGCCGUGCGGUCGACAGCGCGGCGUCGAGUCAGAUGAAGUACGCAUCAUGAGCAAAGUACUCAAACAGCAGGUAACGCCGGAGGAAUGUCUAAAAGCGCUGGAGUUGAGCAACUGGAAUGUGCACCAGGCUAUAAAAGUGGUCCGUGUUCGGCUUUCGGUCGAACGAGACGUGGGCUUUGCCCUCUGCUGCCACGAAUUAGAGAUAGCCGGCGGAGAUAUAGUGAAGGCCGCCGCUGCAUUAGUGCUCAAAACUGAAGAAUAGUUUAGUAAACAUUCACGAAUGUUGAUUGCCAAUAAUCAGGAGCUGUGCUCCAUAUUAAUUAACUCGACGAUACCCACGAAGUCUAUGUCAACUUCAUAAGCCGAUGUGUGUUGUAAUGAAAAAUGGCAAAUAAAUGUUGUGUAGAUA
Chilo suppressalis (striped riceborer) is the source of this 3659-nucleotide messenger RNA. NCBI's taxonomy places the organism in Eukaryota, Metazoa, Arthropoda, Insecta, Lepidoptera, Crambidae. The record is from the annotation of a GenBank genome assembly.